AUGAACGACAAUCGACAAUUAAGUAAAUUUGAAGAAAAGCUGUUGCAAGUAGUUAUUGACAAUGCAUACAUUAAUCAUCUGUGGCUGAAAAUGGACCCGAACUAUCGUUUCGAUUGUCGAAGUUUCGCUGCAUUGGAGAGAAAUCAGGCGUAUACUUGUCUCGUUCAUCCUUCAGAUAUUCAUAACAGAAGAAAACUUUACGGAACUGUGAAAUGGUUAGAUAAGCAACACCAUCGUUUAGGAUUCAUCGAGUGCAUUGGUCUUGAUAGAUACAUGUAUGUUAAUUCAUCGAAUAUCUCAAGUCGUCAUCCGUUUUCAUAUUCGAAUACAAACGUGGAAUUCAAUCUUAUUGAAGAGGACAAUAAGUGGAAAGCAGUUAACAUAGCGGUGAUUUGA
Messenger RNA from Adineta ricciae, 396 nucleotides. Lineage: Eukaryota; Metazoa; Rotifera; Eurotatoria; Adinetida; Adinetidae. The record is from the annotation of a GenBank genome assembly.